UUUUUUUAAACCGGGUGUCACUUCUGCUGCGGAAGAAACUUUCGGCACCUCUGAUUGAAGUCGGCAACUUUAAUCAGUUUGUAGCAAAUCCUGACUCUUUGUAGUUUUAAUUAGAGACAUUUUGCGUGUUUUAUUUGUUAAAGGAAAUAAUUUGUAUCUGUUUAAAAAGAUAAACGCGAACAUACACACUCUCUAACCCUAACUUAGUCAGCUGGUUAAGUAAAGUUGAUUAAAGUUAAAGUUUAUAACAGAAUAUUUCUGCUACAUUUAAUUGGUUCUAAACAAGCUUUUUUUGAGUGAUCUACCUGUUCAGAGAAUCUGAUCUGGUCUGGUCUGUAUGUUGAAUCUGACACUGGAUCAGACAUCAUGGGAGACCCGAGAAACUCAGAUGGUGAGGCGAAUGAGAAAUGUUUCUCCAACAGCGAAGCACAGACUGAAAGCCCAGUUCAGGUCUUCUCGGAGCCCAGCGCGGCUUCUCGGGAUCAGAUGGAGACCCGUUUGUACAAGAGGAGAUGGCUGAUCGUGUUCCUGUUCAGCUCUUAUUCACUGUGUAACUCGUACCAGUGGAUCCAGUACGGCAUCAUCAACAACAUUUUCAUGAAGUUCUACAACGUCGACUCCUUCACCAUAGACUGGAUGUCCAUGAUCUACAUGCUCACCUACAUCCCACUCAUCUUCCCCGUCACGUGGCUCCUGGACAAGAAGGGGCUCCGCGUGGUGGCGCUCGCCGCCACGGCCCUCAACUGCACCGGGACCUGGAUCAAAGUGGCCAGCGCCAAGCCCAACCUUUUUCCCGUCACCUUUCUAGGUCAGGUGAUGUGCUCCGUUGCUCAGGUGUUCAUCCUCGGGAUGCCUUCGCGCAUCGCCUCGGUGUGGUUCGGGUCCAAUGAGGUUUCCACCGCAUGCUCUAUCGGGGUUUUUGGAAAUCAGCUUGGCAUCGCCAUUGGAUUCUUGGUUCCACCAAUCCUGGUUCCAAAUGUCGAGGACAUGGACGAGCUGGCCAGUCACAUUGUAGUGAUGUUCUACAUCACAGCGGGUGUGGCCACGUUCCUCUUCAUCCUGGUGCUCAUCGUGUUUCAGGAGAGACCAGCUCUUCCUCCGUCUCAGUCUCAGGCUGCAGCUCGUCUGAUUCCCACAGAGAGUUAUUCAUACUCUUCCUCAAUCCUUCGGCUUCUUCGCAACACUCCCUUCAUCGUGCUCCUCAUCAGCUACGGGUUGAACGUGGGCUGUUUUUAUGCUGUGGGGACGCUGCUCAACCAGAUGAUCAUCAAACACUACCCGGGUGAAGAGGUGAAUGCUGGGAGAAUCGGCCUCACCAUCGUCAUUGCCGGUAUGGUCGGUUCGCUCAUCUGUGGGAUCUGGCUGGACAGAACCAAAACCUACAAACAGACUACACUGGCCGUGUAUGUGAUGUCUCUGGUUGGUUUGGCCGUUUACGCCUUCACUCUGGAUCUUGGUCACCUGUGGGUCGUCUUCAUCACCGCUGGAGCACUGGGGUUCUUCAUGACGGGGUAUCUGCCUCUGGGUUUUGAGUUUGCAGUUGAACUCACCUAUCCUGAAUCUGAGGGGACGUCCUCAGGCCUGCUCAACUGCUCAGCUCAGGUGUUUGGGAUUAUUUUCACCAUCUGUCAGGGGAAGCUCAUUAACACUUUCAGCACACUGGCAGGAAAUCUGUUCCUGUGUGCAUUUCUGAUCAUUGGGACUAUUAUAACUGGAUUUAUAAAGUCGGAGCUCCGCAGGCAGAAGGCCAAUCAGUUAGCCAAGACGUCUGCUGCAGUCAUUCUGGAUUACGGUGCCACGACUCCGAUUAACUACUGAUCAAUCAAUCACCUCUCAGCACACGCAAGUACAGGACAAGUCAAAUGGAUCACGUAUGAAUUCUGCUGCUGUUGGACCAGCUACAAGAAUGUAACCCCACCCCCUGAUACACACACACACACAUACACACAUACACACACAUACACACACUUUAAUGUUCAUUUGUGUGUUCAAGCAUUGAGUUUAUUUAUUAUCUAAAUUAUCAUGUUUAUAUUCAAUGAAGUUCAAAAGUCUAAGUCUACUGUGGGCGUGUCCCAAUCUACACACCCUACCCACUAUAUGUUUGCCUGCUCUCUGUUCGGGGUCGCCACAGCAGAUCAUCAGGUCUGCAUAUUUGACCUGGUUUUUACGCUUAAUGUCCUUCCUGAUGGAAUCCUCCCAUUUUAUCUGAGCUUGGGACCGGCACCGAGAGUUAACUCUUCAAUGUAUGGGUUAGAUCGAACCCAGGCCACGGCAAUGCCACUGGACCACCAGGAGGCUCCCUGUUCACUAAAAUCCACAUAAACACUAUCAUCAGCCCACUGUGGGCGUGUCCUAAUUCGCAAACUCUACUUCCAAUAUAGCCACCUUAUAAAUAUCAGCCCAGUGUGGGCGUGUCCCAAUCCACUCGCCUUCUCACUAUAUAGUCACCAUAAACAUCAGCUCAGUGUGGGUGAGUCCCAAUCCACUCACCCUACUCACUUUAUAGUCACCAUAAACAUCAGCUCAGUGUGGGCGAGUCCCAAUCCACUCACCCUACUCACUUUAUAGUCACCAUAAACAUCAGCUCAGUGUGGGCGAGUCCCAAUCCACUCACCCUACUCACUUUAUAGUCACCAUAAACAUCAGCUCAGUGUGGGCGAGUCCCAAUCCACUCACCCUACUCACUUUAUAGUCACCAUAAACGUCAGCUCAGUGUGGGCGAGUCCCAAUCCACUCACCCUACUCACUAUAUAGUCACCAUAAACGUCAGCUCAGUGUGGGCAAGUCCCAAUCCACUCACCCUACUCACUAUAUAGUCACCAUAAACGUCAGCUCAGUGUGGGCAAGUCCCAAUCCACUCACCCUACUCACUAUAUAGUCACCAUAAACGUCAGCUCAGUGUGGGCAAGUCCCAAUCCACUCACCCUACUCACUUUAUAGUCACCAUAAACAUCAGCUCAGUGUGGGCGAGUCCCAAUCCACUCACCCUACUCACUAUAUAGUCACCAUAAACCUCAGCUCAGUGUGGGCGAGUCCCAAUCUACUCACCCUACUCACUUUAUAGUCACCA
Hemibagrus wyckioides is the source of this 3070-nucleotide messenger RNA. RefSeq names its product FLVCR heme transporter 2b (gene flvcr2b). Gene Ontology annotation, biological process: transmembrane transport; heme export. Gene Ontology annotation, cellular component: membrane. Gene Ontology annotation, molecular function: heme binding; heme transmembrane transporter activity. Bases 367 to 1818 code for a protein of 483 amino acids. The transcript is spliced from 11 exons. The record is from RefSeq and is a predicted model, not a curated record. Lineage: Eukaryota; Metazoa; Chordata; Actinopteri; Siluriformes; Bagridae.